UCAAACUAACAAAACCUUAAACCAAAGUCUGCGCAAUUACAUUUCUAAACUAAAAAAGAACUAAACCCAAAACACAGCAAUUAGAAAAAAAUGGCACGCGGACACCAGAAGAUCCAGUCACAGGCCAAGGCGGCCGACAAGCAGGCCAAGAUGAAGAAGCAACAGGGCCACAGCGCCACCGACCAAAAGAAGGCGGCCCAAAAGGCGCUCGUCCAUGUGUGCGCCGUCUGCAAGUCGCAAAUGCCCGAUCCCAAGACGUACAAGCAACACUUUGAGAACAAGCAUCCCAAGAACGACAUGCCCGAGGAGCUGAAGGAUGUCUGAGACGACGCGAAACGACACCUAUGUAUAUCAACGGAAACUGAAUCGACGAGUUGCCUACCAGUACGAAAUCUUAGCAACAAUAACUUUACAUCAACCAGAACCACAAUCAGCCCAACCAAUGGAGACCUUCUUGGGAGACGACUUAUUGCCAAUGCAAGAAACGCAGCUGAAUUUUUUGUAUACAUACUGCUAAAAUUUUGAUUUUGGUUUAGAUUUUUGAAUUGGAAUUGGAAUUGAAAUUGGAAUUGCCACGAGUAUGUGUAUACAAUUGUUUAAAGAAUGGCUUACAAAAUUAUACAAUACAAUACAAGACAAAACCAACACAUAGCAUAA
Drosophila persimilis is the source of this 657-nucleotide messenger RNA. Its product is annotated as zinc finger protein 706. The record is from RefSeq and is a predicted model, not a curated record. The transcript is spliced from 3 exons. Bases 91 to 324 code for a protein of 77 amino acids. Lineage: Eukaryota; Metazoa; Arthropoda; Insecta; Diptera; Drosophilidae.